Molecule: messenger RNA, 561 nt
Organism: Ochotona princeps (American pika)
Lineage: Eukaryota; Metazoa; Chordata; Mammalia; Lagomorpha; Ochotonidae
Gene: SYCE2
Product: synaptonemal complex central element protein 2
Biological process (GO): synaptonemal complex assembly
Cellular component (GO): central element
Source: RefSeq, a predicted model, not a curated record
AUGCAGAGAGGCCUGUACAUGCACACAGCGCCGGAAAGGGAGGCAGGAAGACAAGACAAGGUGAUAGGUAAUAGACCAUCCUACGUUGAGUAAAAGCAACAAUACCCACAGCCAAUGGAGGUAAGCAAGGAGCAUCCACAGGUGGCAGGCUAGCUGGAACUGAUUUCUAGCCCUUUUAUCACCAGCUCUGGUGCCAGAAGACUGAAAGAAAAAUGAAGAUCCUUCUUCCCUGCAGUUUCAAACAUCUACAUCUUGAAGAAGAGGAUGCCGGAGUUAAUGGAAAUCAUCGACAAGGGCGGCAGGCAAAAGGGCCACACACUCACGACUAACUUCAGAGACAUCAUCAAGGUCAGUUCAGAUCUGACAGAGAAGUUGGAGGAGAGGAUAUAUCAGAUACACAAUUCCCAAAACAAGUUCACCCAGAAGAGGUCACAGAUCAGCCACCUAGAGAUGUAAGUCAUGGAAGUCAACCAAACCGUGCAAACCAUGGACCAGAACUUUCCUUUCAGAGCAAAGUCACAAGAUAGCAAGUGCUGGGAGCAUUCAAGGAGCCCAUCUUAG